This is a messenger RNA of Phascolarctos cinereus (koala), 1196 nucleotides long. It is a transcript of the gene MYL5, whose product is annotated as myosin light chain 5. Gene Ontology annotation, molecular function: calcium ion binding. Lineage: Eukaryota; Metazoa; Chordata; Mammalia; Diprotodontia; Phascolarctidae. The record is from RefSeq and is a predicted model, not a curated record.
CCGCCGGUAAGAGCUUGCUCGCACGCACGCGCCUCUCCGUUACGCCUAAGGCGGCUUCGAGGCUGGUUUUAGGGCGGAGCCCUGCGGGACUAUUCUAGGAGCGCCGUGUGAAAAACGUGUGUGUGACCUUUGUGUCCCAGACGUCCCCUAGUGCAGUCCUCUGAUAAGGGGACACCUCUCCCCGUGUCCCACAGUUGAACUGGGGUCACGCGGUGAGUGGUGAGGAACCCCACCACCUUGCAGAUUAAAGGGAUGAUCAGCCAGUUCGACCCUCAUUGGGCAGCGUGGUAACCCUGUACUCUCAGAGGAUUCCGAUAGUUUAGAACUUCAAAACUCAAUCAGUCCUCCAACCUCAGCCUUCCCAGCAGCAAGGAUGACAGCAGCCCUCCUUCUUGUAUCCUGAUCAUCCCUCUGGACCCAGCCUCUCAUCCCGGGUGCUAUCUUUAGAGCUCACUCCUCAGAUUCUCCCUGAACCUGUCAGAGACGUUUCCCCCAGAACUGUCAUCCCUGACCCUCCAAGGCAACUUAAAGGAGACAGUUGUGCCUCAGAGGAGGCCUGCAGGGGGACAGGAGAGUAAGAACAAAAGCUGCACCAGGAGAGUCUUAACCCAGAGAAAUGGCCAGCAGGAAGACCAAGAAGAAGGAAGGUGGUGCUCUUCGUGCUCAGAGGGCCUCAUCCAAUGUCUUUUCCAACUUUGAACAGACACAGAUUCAGGAAUUUAAAGAAGCAUUCACACUCAUGGAUCAGAAUAGGGAUGGAUUUAUCGACAAAGAGGAUUUGAAAGACACCUAUGCCUCCCUAGGCAAGAUUAAUGUUAAAGAUGAUGAGCUGGAUGCUAUGCUGAAGGAGGCCACAGGCCCCAUCAACUUCACCAUGUUCCUGAACCUGUUUGGAGAGAAGCUGAACGGGACAGAUACAGAGGAGACAAUACUGAACGCCUUCAGGAUGCUGGACUCAGAUGCCAAAGGGACAAUCCACAAGGAUUACAUAAAGCUUCUGCUGAUGUCCCAGACUGACAAGAUGACUGCAGAAGAGAUUGAUCAGUUGUUCCAGUUCGCUUCCAUUGAUGCAGCUGGAAACCUGGAUUAUAAAGCUUUGAGCUACAUCAUCACCCAUGGGGAGGAGAAGGAAGAAUAACAAGAAGUAGACUGGGGGCGAGCAUUACCCAUUCAAUAAAGUCUAUUCAGCAAACACA